AUGAUUUGCUUAGAGCCCACUUCCUGGAGCUCCUUUUUACCAUUUGAUCAAGAUGAAGUCGUGGAGAUUAUUGAGGAGGAGGUGAAACGUGAUCCAGAGUUUCAUGUCUCUCGACAAGUCACCCGCCAGCGGAACCUUGGAUUGGAGAUUCCUCAGGUGCAAGCCUUAUUGGCCUCUGCGCGCUGUGUCAGUCUCGGGACUUCUUGUUCCGUUGCUGCUGCCUUGCAGGCUCUCGACCUUAGAGGGGAAGCAGGGCCAUUUGAUUGGCUGAGGAUCUCCGCCAGAAGUGUGGGAUACUUGUUGAGGACGGGCUUCCGAGACUUCUUUGACAUCGAGUACACUCAGAGCAGACCUGGUGAGCGAAUUGCUUCGGCCAAGCAUUGGCAAGGAAGUUUUUGGCACCACGAUGUGACAGACAUCAAUGUGCGCUUGGCCUUUGAUCGCCGAAUUGAGCGCUUUCUGCGAAUUCCAGCAGGGCGCGACAUGAUAUUUUUGCGGGCCAUGAACCAUUUGGAGGAACUGGACGAGAUUAUGGACUUGUUCCUCAUCUUGAAACUACACUUUCAGAAAGCUCGCCGAGUCCGCUUGGCAGUGCUGAUUGACCUUCAGGAGGCUGAGGGAGCCUUUUCGACCCGCGAGCUGGGACCGGACGUGAUUUUCCUGCCCGUCAGCAAAGCUGCGCCUUACCCGAAUGGGCUGGCGGCGAGCUGGCCUUUUUGGGAGCUUUGCCCUGGCAGUGCCCUGGCCCCUGGUGGCCCCUGGCGGGCCCUGGCGGGCCCUUCAGACCAGAGUGAGCAGAUCAGACCUCCUGUGUACACGGAGUAUCCCUCCCUCUAUGGAGGCCCUUGCAAUGUGAACCGAGAUGCUUCGGUAAAGCCCACCGAUGCUGUCAUCUUCUUGUAUGCCCAUGCAGACAGCAAGCAUUUCAGGCGAGCCCUGGAUGCCGCCGCAUCCGCCUGGAAGUAUUGCUGCAGUCCUUGCUUUCCACAGCAAGAUCCUUUCGACUUCAGGUGCGAGAUGUGCCACGUGAGCACCCGCACCGCUGCAGAUUUUGCGGCACAUGAGGCAGGAAAGAUGCAUCGGAAGCGAGUAGCUUUGGAGCAAUGCUGGCAGGCAGCUUUGGAAGCUUCGAAGCAUCAGCCCUUGAUGGAAGUCACCUGCAAUUUGCGAAACCGCCAGCUGCCACAGCAGGCGCAGCACUCCGGUGCCAAGGCAUCCAAGUUCGCCGCAGCGCCGAGGUGGGCUUGCACUUGUUGCGAAGGCAUUGGAGCUCUGUGGCAAAAGGGAGUGCCAUCAGAAUGCCAGCAGUCGACGGUGCCAGCAGACCUGUUUGGUUUCUGGGAAUGCAACCAACCUGUUUGCAGUAGCCGUUUGCACAAAGAUGUCACCAACUCUAAGACGAUUCUGAGUUGA
This is a messenger RNA of Durusdinium trenchii, 1413 nucleotides long. NCBI's taxonomy places the organism in Eukaryota, Dinophyceae, Suessiales, Symbiodiniaceae. The record is from the annotation of a GenBank genome assembly.